Messenger RNA from Fragaria vesca subsp. vesca, 814 nucleotides. RefSeq names its product caltractin-like. Gene Ontology annotation, cellular component: centriole; centrosome. The record is from RefSeq and is a predicted model, not a curated record. The transcript is spliced from 7 exons. Gene Ontology annotation, biological process: centriole replication; mitotic cell cycle. Gene Ontology annotation, molecular function: calcium ion binding. The coding region runs from base 73 to 585 and encodes 170 amino acids. NCBI's taxonomy places the organism in Eukaryota, Viridiplantae, Streptophyta, Magnoliopsida, Rosales, Rosaceae.
CUGAUCGAAGAGAGAUCAAGGUCAUCAACAACACACAACUUUCUUCCACUUUCCUAUUCAACGCGUUUCCAAAUGGCGACCCUAUACAGAGGGCCUUCUAGGAAAGAGAAACCUCGGGCAGGGAGGCAUCAUGGGUUGAAUCAGCAAAAGAGGCAAGAAAUUAAGGAAGCUUUCGAGUUGUUCGACACUGAUGGCUCAGGCACUAUUGAUGCCAAAGAGUUGAAUGUUGCCAUGAGGGCUCUUGGAUUCGAGAUGACAGAAGAGCAAAUUAACCAAAUGAUUGCAGAUGUUGAUAAGGAUGGAAGUGGAGCCAUUGACUUUGAUGAGUUUGCUCACAUGAUGACAGCCAAAAUUGGGGAACGGGACACAAAGGAGGAACUCAUGAAAGCAUUCCAUAUCCUUGACCAAGAUAACAAUGGCAAGAUAUCUACUGCAGACAUUAAGAAGAUUGCGAAGGAGCUGGGUGAGACUUUCACCGAUAGAGAGAUUCAAGAGAUGGUUGAGGAAGCAGACCGAGACCGUGAUGGAGAAGUUAGUGCUGAUGAGUUCAUCAGGAUGAUGAAGAGAACAACAUAUGGCUAUUAGAAGUCCGAGUAUCUUUCACCCUUCUUCUUGGUGUUCCUAGCUUGAUCCCCCCAUAUGUAUUUGUGUUGUAUUUAUAACUACAGUGAUAAUCGUAGAAGUAUGCUCUUUCAGACAUGUUUCUUAUACAAUUAUUAUCUCAGACAUGGAUGUAUUAAGUUAUGUAACAUCAAGUUCCGUUAGCCCAUCUCCAGAUUGGAACAUUCAACACUAUUCUGACACUCAAAUCCUC